Molecule: messenger RNA, 1170 nt
Organism: Chondrus crispus (carragheen)
Lineage: Eukaryota; Rhodophyta; Florideophyceae; Gigartinales; Gigartinaceae
Exons: 2
Coding region: 1-1170 (389 amino acids)
Source: RefSeq, a predicted model, not a curated record
AUGAGCAGCACGACAUUGUACGUCUUGCUUUUCUUGCUUCCUCUGUGGCAUGGCGUAAAUGCCCGAGACCUCUGCCCUCCAGGAUCCGUAAGCUCGAAUGGGGCAGAGCCUUGCAGAGACUGCCCCGCCGGUAGAUACCAACCUUAUGCAGGCAAGAAGUCAUGUUUGUCGUGUCCUAAGGGCACCUACCAAAACUACGGUGGACGAAGCUCCUGCUACACUUGUCCCCAGGGGGAUUAUCAACCAGAAACGGGCAAGACAAGCUGUCGUGAAUGUCCUUCCGGGUCGUUUGGGAGAUGGGAACGCGCAACUAGCGCGGCGACGUGCAAGAAGUGUGCGCCUGGAGCGUACCAACCCUAUGGCGGACGAAGCUCCUGCUAUACGUGCAAUCAAGGAGAUUUCCAACCGAAGGCAGGACAGACAAGCUGCUUUGAAUGUCCGCCCGGAUCGUAUGGAAGGAAGGAAGGCGCGACUAGUCGGGCGACUUGCAAGAAGUGUGUGCCUGGCACGUACCAGCCCUACGGCGGACGAAGCUCCUGCUAUACGUGCAAUCAAGGAGACUAUCAACCAAAGGCUGGAAAGGCAAGCUGCUUUGAAUGUCCGGCCGGAUCGUAUGGAAGAAAGGAAGGCGCGACUAGUCGGGCGACGUGCAAGAAGUGUGCGCCUGGAACGUACCAAAACUAUAGCGGACGAAGCUCCUGCUAUACGUGCAAUCAAGGAGAUUUCCAACCGAAGGCAGGACAGAAAAGCUGCUUUGAAUGUCCGCCCGGAUCGUAUGGAAAGAAGGAAGGUGCGACUAGUAAGGCGACGUGCAAGAAGUGUGCGCCUGGAACGUACCAAAACUAUAGCGGACGAAGCUCCUGCUAUACGUGCAAUCAAGGAGACUAUCAACCAAAGGCUGGAAAGACAACUGCUUUGAAUGUCCGCCCGGAUCGCAUGGAGACAGGGCAGGUGCAGCUAGUAGGACGACAUGCAAAAAGUGCCCGCCCGGCUACCGCCAACCCUACAGUGGAAGGAGCUCUUGCGAUAAGGUGCGCUGAGGAGGAUUGUCAUUCUAGGCCGCCAAAGGCAAGGCAUCUUGAUUCCGUGGUUUUCAUGUCAGGGGCGUCAGAGGUUGGCACAAAUAGCCUGCGCCGCGUAUUUGACGGCGGCUGUAUGGCUUCUCGAUGA